Trichoplusia ni (cabbage looper) is the source of this 4506-nucleotide messenger RNA. RefSeq lists its product as uncharacterized. The coding region runs from base 224 to 3760 and encodes 1178 amino acids. Lineage: Eukaryota; Metazoa; Arthropoda; Insecta; Lepidoptera; Noctuidae. The transcript has 2 exons. The record is from RefSeq and is a predicted model, not a curated record.
AAAAUCCUUUAAAUAUUUUAGGGAAUUGAGCUCUUUUACUUAUGAACUGUAACAUUUCUAUUGAGUUGUUGAUGUCAUUACGUAGGCAGUGAACUUGUGUGUUAGUCACCAUAUACACCGGUUCCUAAUUCAUUUCACAAUUAAAUAUUCGAUUAGUGCAUCAUAGCAGGCUGGAAGACCAAUUCUUUACGACGACAGCGUGAAAUUUCAGAAACUCAUCAAAAUGACGAUAACGCUAGAAGGGGACACACUUGGCAAGAAACAUGAACACUACAACAAACUUGUUCAAGACGCUGUGACCAAACAGAAUUAUGUAUUAAAUGAAAUUAAACACGAAGACAGUGAUUUGGACAACCUAUUUAAAAUUGACCUCGCUUGCAAAACCAGGCACGUAGAUUUUAUAAUCGAAGUGUUGAAGUCUAAUGACAUGCUGUAUGUGUCAAGAGCUAUAAAGAAAUCGCCGUGGCUGAUCACAGAUCCUCAGUAUGCACACAUUAUUAAUCCUGAGUAUCUUCAUUCACAACUCUUUCCAAGCAUGCAAACAAAAGCAAUAAGUAAACUGAUGCUUAACAUACGACUUAAACUAAAGGACACAAGAAGGGUUGAGGCUUUUUACGAGUAUCUAAAAGAAUCAAAGGAAGCGUACAAGUGGCUGCAAAAUUGCUCCUUGCCUUUCAUUGAAGUCGUCUUAAAAAAUAACCGCAAUAUUCCACGGAAUUUAUUUAAACGACUGUGCCGAAAGUCAAGCUCAUUUAUUUCGUAUCAUGAAAAUGUAGCAGAUGUUUUCUCCCUAAAAACUACAUUAGAUGAAUGUAUGUUCUUGUUAAGGUCCCACACUACAGAAUUUUUAGAUGUAGUGGAGAAGAAGUAUUUGGAUCAAAGUGAUUAUUACUGCAGAAUGUCUCCAAUGGGACGAAGGCGAACAGAGAUCUUGAUGAAAAAAUGUAGACAAAGAAUUUUGGAUAAGUUCCCCUUUUAUGUGGGAAAUAUCGACCUUGCAGUCGUAGCCAAACAUUUGGACAAAUCUGGUAUCAAAGCUUUUCUCGAUGAACAAAGUAAAAAUGAUAAAGUAAAACGGUAUUUGAAAACCUAUGCAAAUUUAAAGCCUUUUAUAAAUAAUAUGCCAAAAGAUGAAAGAUAUCAGUUUAUAAAGCUAACGUUUAUAGACAAAGCAAAUGAACAACCGUAUCACAAGGUAGAGUGCAGCUUAGCAGAUGAUGUAAAUACUUCUUUUUCCUGCAACGUCGAGUCAUACCAUUGGUACAUACACGCUCCAUAUAGCGAAGCUUUCAAUAAUUUGGUAAAGUUAAUGCGAGCUGAAUCUUCGCCUUUAGAACGAUGUCUAAUACUUUCGGUAUUAACUCAGUGUGCAAGAAAUAGCCCACAGAACAUAAAAUCGUUGCUUGAAUACUAUUAUGAAAAACAUAUCAAUGAACCUUUCAAAUUCAAAAUUCAAUUCGUCUACAAUGUACUCAAACAUAUAUCUAGUUACAAUUUCAACGAAGAAAGCUGGAAUAUAUUAGAACAGAUUUUCCACAGUAUGGAAGUAUACACUGAAUCGGAAAAUAACGUACAAACCUGUCUUAAAGCCAUCAUCAUACACAAGGUGACACAAGACGCAGAGGUGCCGGAAAUAGUGGAAAGAAAGUUUCAAUUUGAUACUUUCAUAAAAAGCUGCGGCAAGCUGAAUCAGAAAGAUAAAGAUAAAUUGUUCUCCUAUCUCUUAAAGUUUGUUUCAGGAAAAAUCCAAAACCAGAUCAUUGAAAAUGAAUGGAAUUUGAACGACAUGGUCUGUCAUAUCAAUAACGCUUUGAGUUUACUGAUAGAUUGGAAGCGAGAUAUUAAUGACUAUCCCUUCAUUUUAGACCACAUUAAAAAACUAGCUAGCAUUAAAAAGGAUAAGUUGUGGAAUACAGAUUUGUCCAGUGUUUAUAACAAGAAGAAAUCAUGGCGAAGGUAUAUGUUUGAUGACUCUUUCACAUUUUUAGUCAACGAAGAAGUAUGUUUAAACGCGCUUAAACACAAUGCACAGCUACUGGAUAGUUACGAUAACGAAUUAGAGGUGUUACGAACCAACGACAAAGUUACGCUACGAAGACUUCUCGCCAAGAUUCGAGUUUACUGGCCCCAAACCUUGGCGCAGCAAUGGACCGACGCGUACUUGCUUAAUCUUGACAACGCUACGGGACAGAAAGCUGCGAUUAAAGGUCUUUUCAUGCUAAUGUCACAAAAACAAGUGAUAGACAUGGCAGAAAAACAUAAACCAGAAGAUUUUAAGAUAAAGUGGGGCGAAAUCAACCCAACUGAUAUUAACCUACGCAAAUAUGUUGCUCAAAAUUUGCAUCUAGCCAGACCGCUUGUUCCUCUUGAAACUGUGAUGUGGUAUGCUAAACAGGAUUACUUGCAAUAUGCUGUACCAUCAAUAAAUUCGGUAAUGUCCUGCAUGAGCAAUGACCUUAGUCGUGAUUGUUUGGUGACGUUAUUAGAAGCACCGGUAUCUUUACAGAAGUAUGGAAUCCGUUUCGCCUUUCUUAAACUGCAACCGCACGAAAUAAAACCAAUAUAUGCAAAUAUAUGGCAAUCUACUAAAAAUGUGUCAAUUCGAUCGGUACUAUUUACGCAAACAUAUAAUGUUCUGUGUAAGACGAAAAAUAAAUCUGUGGAGCGAGAACUUUGGGAACUGUUAAGUAUGUUUAUAGAUAAUUUGUCGUCAGAUGACAAUAAACAGAUAUUUAACAAACUAUCGAAACUCAAAGAACUGCCUCUUGAUAUACAAGCACAUUUUUUUAUGAAGUCUUACAAUUUUCUGACGUUACUGCCCGAAAAAGCUAAUGCUCAAACGUAUGUUGACAGGUUAUUAGACUAUGCACCAAAAAUAAUAGAAUUGCUCGAUGAAGAUUUCGUCGUAGAAAAAGUGUUGUCACCAAUAAACACAAAGAUUUUAUCUACUAAAAGCGAUCGCAGCAAUGCUAUUUCAUUUCUUGCAAUUUUCGUAUUAGGCAGUAAAAAUGAAGAUGUCCAGUUACGAAGGUACAAGAGAGUGCUGUUACCAACAAUGGAACUUGCUUUUUCAUCUUGGGAUUACAUCAAAGACCGGGAAUAUAUUUUCAAAAACAAGUUUAAAAGUCUCGUAAGAAGCUUGACUUGGAAUUUCAUAAAACUGGUAUCUCUUAAUAAAAGUGCACCGCCAGCCCAAUUAUUUACACUGAUACAAAAACUUAUGGAAGAGAAAUUAGUAAUACACAAGAACUAUACAUUAUACACCAGUUGGAAACUGACUACGGAAUAUGUAAAGCUAAUUGACGAAAACAAAUCAUUGUUAAGUGUAUUUGAGCCCUUCGCAAAUUCAAACAUCAAAGUCGACACCUGGUUACCAGACGAACUGACAAGUCUAUGGAACGAUAUAAAUAGUAAAAUAUCACCAAAAUUAGGUUUGAAAUUUCUUGAGCAUUUAAAGAAAGAUACCGAGACAUACUUUCCAACAAUACAAUUGCGUUUUGGUCAUGCCAUGUAUAAAACAUUUCAAGAUCUGCAACAUGGAGAUACAUUUACAGCUGAGACCUUGAGUCACAUGCUUGACUUUGAUUUCGUUCCCAGUUACAUAGUAGUCAGUGAAGUGAUGCCAAAAUAUGGCUCAAAUCAGAUUAAGGAGAUCGUGGCACGAAUACGUGAAAAACUUGAAUCACAUCCAUCCAAGGAAGUGCAGAUACAUUAUAAUUUAGAUUAUGAAGAUUUGCCUUGGCCUGACAAUGAAUUAUAAAAAUGGAACUUGGGCUUUUGCUUCACAGGCCUCCUACUACAUCUUAAGUAAGAAUGUUGCAGAAACUGUUGUGAAAACUCUACCAGGAGUAACGCAGCAACGGUAAUCUCUUACUACUGCAACAAUAAUUCUAUAAGAGGUAGUCUAGUCUCUCUUGUAGAACAGGAUUGUAUAUUUAAAUAUGUUAUCAAUAUUCAACCUUUAUAAAAUAUUCAACUUAUUUUUGUAAAAAGACAAGUUAAUACUUUAAUUUAUAGUUUUAAUCCGGUUAUGAUCUGUUUUCAUCCGAACGUCUAUUCUACACUUGGAUUGAUGUAAAUGAAUUAUUUCAUGAUCUACCAUAUAACAUUAAAGUGAACAUUGACUUUCACAAUCACGAGUAAAAGAUUUAACGAUUGCUGAUUUUAUUCACUUUACAUUUUUAAACAGUAAGCCCAAUUUAUUUAAUUAGUUACUUACAUACUCAUAAUAAUUGAUUUGAUGUUGAUCCAAGAGGUUUGAGUUUGGUAGUUAGUGAUCGUGACUACAAUGCCAGAGGUGGUUGGUUCGGUUUCCCACACAGGACAGAUGCUUCUGUAAGGAGCGCGAUCAUCUGUUCUGCAUCUGGGUGUAAUUUAUUUUAUGUAUUAAGAUAAGUUUGUUUAUCAGAUGUCUAGUACUUACUCAAAAACCAAGCUUACCAUUUAUAUUAAAUGACACACCUGCACAUGCAUUUUACUACACUUUUAAUAAACAUAUUAAUAUAC